UAUAUAAUACAUAUAUAAAUUAGUGUAUUGUUAGUCGAAUCAAGGGAUGGCCGGAGGAGCACUGGCAGACGCCGGAACCCUAAAGAGGGCUCAUCUCUAUGAGUAUCGAAUCACUGGUUACUUCAUCUUCGCUUGCAUUGUCGGAUCCAUGGGAGGCUCUCUCUUCGGCUACGACCUCGGCGUCUCUGGUGGGGUGACAUCGAUGGACGAUUUCUUGAUAGAGUUCUUCCCUGACAUCUACAGAAGAAAGCAGAUGCAUCUGCGAGAGACAGAUUACUGCAAAUACGACAAUCAGAUCCUAACUCUCUUCACGUCUUCGCUCUACUUCGCGGGUCUUGUCUCGACGUUCGCGGCCUCUUAUGUAACCAGAAGUUACGGCCGGAGAGGAAGCAUCAUCGUCGGUUCCAUCAGCUUCUUCCUCGGAGGAGUCGUUAAUGCAGCGGCCAAGAACAUCUUCAUGUUGAUCCUCGGACGUAUCUUCCUCGGCAUCGGAAUUGGGUUCGGUAACCAAGCGGUACCGCUAUACCUCUCGGAGAUGGCUCCUGCAAAGGUGAGAGGAACAGUGAAUCAGCUCUUCCAGCUCACGACCUGUCUCGGUAUCCUCAUCGCCAACUUGAUAAACUACGGAACCGAGAAAAUCCAUCCGUGGGGAUGGCGACUCUCCCUCGGCCUGGCCACUUUCCCGGCCACUCUCAUGUUCCUAGGAGGCAUCAUCCUUCCGGAAACACCGAACAGCCUCGUGGAGCAAGGAAAGCUCGACAAAGCCAGAGCCGUCCUGAUAAAGGUACGAGGAACAGAAAACAUAGACGCGGAACUGCAGGAUCUGGUCGAGGCCAGCGAGUCGGCGAGGGCGGUGAAACACCCUUUCAAGAACCUCUUGUCUCGAAAGAACAGACCUCAGUUUGUGAUCGGAGCGUUAGGGAUACCGGCGUUCCAGCAGCUGACAGGGAUGAACUCGAUUCUGUUCUACGCUCCUGUCAUGUUCCAGAGCUUAGGGUUCGGUGGCUCGGCCGCGUUGAUAUCGUCCACCGUGACAAAUGGCGCGCUCGUUGUGGCGGCGAUGAUGUCGAUGUAUAUGGCUGACAGGUUCGGCAGAAGGUUUCUUCUGCUCGAAGCCAGUGUUGAAAUGUUCUCCUACAUGAUCAUAGUCGGUGUAACACUAGCGCUGAAAUUCGGAGAAGGCAAGGAACUGCCGAAAGCACUCGGGUUGUUCAUAGUGAUCAUCAUCUGUCUGUUCGUACUUGCGUACGGACGGUCGUGGGGGCCGAUGGGAUGGUUAGUUCCGAGCGAACUCUUCCCAUUAGAGACGAGAUCGGCCGGACAGAGCGUUGUCGUGUGCGUAAACCUCCUCUUCACCGCACUGAUCGCGCAGUGCUUCCUCGUGUCUCUGUGCCAUCUCAAGUACGGAAUAUUCUUGCUGUUCGCCGGACUUGUCUUCGUGAUGGGGAGUUUCAUCUUCUUUCUGCUGCCCGAGACCAAACAGGUUCCCAUUGAAGAGGUUUAUUUGCUGUGGAGACAACACUGGUUCUGGAGCAAGAUUGUCGGAGACAGCGGCGAUAUGAAUCAGAGCUAGGGCAAGUUCGUUUUCUAGGGUUUCUGUUGUUUUGUUUCAUCUUCUUUGUGUGUUUUCCCCCCUAUGAAUUCUUGUUGU
Molecule: messenger RNA, 1651 nt
Organism: Tarenaya hassleriana
Lineage: Eukaryota; Viridiplantae; Streptophyta; Magnoliopsida; Brassicales; Cleomaceae
Product: sugar transport protein 14
Exons: 4
Coding region: 47-1573 (508 amino acids)
Biological process (GO): monosaccharide transmembrane transport
Cellular component (GO): membrane
Molecular function (GO): monosaccharide transmembrane transporter activity
Source: RefSeq, a predicted model, not a curated record